AGCUGUUUGCGAUGCCCUGGAAAGAAAAAGAAAGCCGGUUCCAACAGCGACUCUGGGGAAUGCACUCUCGGCCCCCCUGCCAUGCUUACUUAAGCUAAUGGAAGGUCUUGCCUUUCAGAAGCCGCUGCACUGGGAUACCAGACAAACAGCUCCCCUCGAUCCCAGGCAGGCAGGGCCCCUCUUCAGGACAUCAUUAAAAGCACAUGCACUUGCUCCACAUCCAUUGGCAGAUGGUGGCAAGAUUCAAGACUCCUACCCUGAAGUCAAGGAGAAGCCAUCGCGGUGGAAAACAUCCUCGCUUUGAAAAUCCAACACGAAAUUAAAGAACUACACGAGAUAAGGAGCCUGGAGAACAUUAGUUGGCUGCAGGGGUGAAGACAGACACAAAAAGCACAGCAGGUAAGAGCUGGGGGUUGUUGCCAACAAGGAACUGUCCCGGGUGGCGCAGAGAAAAGGAUCUCAGAACUGGAGGCCUGUCCCUUUGAGUCUUCCAUGCGUGCUCAAGCUUGUCAUCUUCCAUAAGCUUCGAGAGAAGGGACGUUGUCAGAGCAUUCCUUAUCGGUACGACUAAUCCUGUUAUCAGCUUGGUAUAAAUAUUUAAUGUUCCCUGGCCCUUCGGUGAUGGUGCCACAUCAGAUUCAAGGCUGUUAAGAAUCCCCACCAGCAGCCUCGCCCCUCCCUGCGGAAAACCGAUGAGAGGCAGGGCCAAGCCGAAGCGAUGGCGGCCUAUCCGGAGAGCUGCGUGGACGCUACGGUGCUGGACUUCGUCGCAGACCUGUCCCUGGCAUCCCCGAGACGCCCUCUCCUCUGCGACUUCGCACCCGGGGUCUCCUUGGGGGACCCAGCCCUUGCGCUCCGAGAGGGAAGACCCAGGAGGAUGGCGCGGUUUGAAGAGGGGGACCCAGAAGAAGAGGAGUGCGAAGUGGACAAGGGGGACGGAGAAGAGGAGGAGGAAGAGGAGCGCGGAAGAGGUGUCUCCCUAUUAGGCCGCCCCAAGAGGAAAAGGGUGAUCACCUACGCCCAGCGCCAGGCCGCCAACAUCCGCGAAAGGAAGCGGAUGUUCAACCUCAACGAGGCCUUUGACCAGCUGCGGAGGAAGGUGCCCACGUUUGCUUACGAGAAAAGGCUGUCCCGGAUCGAGACCCUCCGCCUGGCAAUCGUCUACAUCUCCUUCAUGACCGAGCUCUUGGAGAGCUGUGAGAAGAAGGAAAGCGGCUGAGCCUGGUGUGGACAGUCUGCCCUUCCUUGUCUGGUAGUGCUGGGGUGUGUCAGGACCGGGCACUGGGUGAGGCUAAAGGCCGGGAGGGACGCCCCAAGACAGAACGUCUGGCCUUCUGGAGUUCGGGGUCGAGAUUGUAAGAUCCCCAAAUCCGCUGAGCAGAGUGGCUGCUGUAGAGUUCAUAUCUACGCGACCGCCCUGAGUGAAGUCGGGGUCAGGGGCGAGCGGGGAAGUCAGAGAGCGUGAGGAUGAGUCGGGG
Molecule: messenger RNA, 1478 nt
Organism: Pongo pygmaeus (Bornean orangutan)
Lineage: Eukaryota; Metazoa; Chordata; Mammalia; Primates; Hominidae
Gene: FERD3L
Product: Fer3 like bHLH transcription factor
Exons: 1
Coding region: 719-1219 (166 amino acids)
Biological process (GO): regulation of transcription by RNA polymerase II; developmental process
Molecular function (GO): RNA polymerase II transcription regulatory region sequence-specific DNA binding; DNA-binding transcription factor activity, RNA polymerase II-specific; protein dimerization activity
Source: RefSeq, a predicted model, not a curated record